GAUACCUCCCCCACUUCUAUGGCCUUGAGAAGCGCAAAAGCGGCAGUGAAUUCAAUCAUGCGCUAUCGUUAGAGCGCGAGCGAGCAAGCGAGCGAGCGAGUAACAAGGAAGACACUGAUAGCUUUACCUAAGGCGCUGAUAGGUCUACCUAAGACACUGAUAGGUAGAUUGCAGCACAAAGGGCAGUAUCCCCGUCAUGGCUGACUGGAAUGGUGCGCACAGAAAGUGGGACUCCGACGGCAGGAGUAAUGAACAAUAUUCGUUGGGAGGUGCAGAUGAGCCUGCGUAUGCUCCCAAUCAACUUGGUGCCAACAGCUACGUGAGACGAGAUCAACAUCAAUACCGUUUCAGGGCUGAUCCUGGUGCCGGUGUCUUCGACCAUCCACUCCAUGCAUAUGCGACUGGUCCAUUUGUUGGUAUCCCAAACAUGCCGCAGAAUGUGAAUAUGCCACACAAUGUAAAUAUGCAACAAGACCUUGCUUAUUCCACGAGGCGAAACAGCAAGUCUUCUGAAAGUUAUGGACUUUCCUAUCCACCAUCCAUACCACAAGCACCCGUCGAUGAAGAAGUGUGGGUUUCCGAAGCAUGGAGGUCGCUAAAGACCCGGUCUCAGUCCUCACGAUCUGUCACCACAAAAGAUGUCACUCAGCAAUUGAGCUGGGAGAAUAUUGACGAGCCAAGCGAACGUGAACCGGGCACUGGGGACACACAAAGCGAAAGCUCUCACGUAACUACUGCCAAAGACCCUCAGUUUGCGCAACCUUCGGAUUUUUCUCCCAAACAAACAGGAGCUGGAAAGAGUGGACCCAAGUCGACAGAAGAUUUAUCGGGGACUUCAUCGAUUGAAGAUCGUCACUCCUCAGUGAACUCGGAGCUUGAAUUGACUUCCUCUGCUCCAUCUUCAUGUGUUUGGAAUCCUCCCAAUUCCUCGAAGCAGAUGGACUCGAACUUGAGCCAAGCGGAAACAAAAAUUUUGGAGAAGGUUGAUGAACAGAGGAACUCCGAGCGAAAGGGAAAGACUGGUUCUCCUAGCAACACAGCAAAAAAGAGGAAAGAACGAGAUCUUCCAGAUGACAUACAUUACGGAAGAUACGACGACGACUCUGAAUGGACUCUUGGGCCCGGAGAACCAAAAUGGAAAAGUACGUGGAGUAGGUUUGGGAAAAGUAAUAGUGGAGAAACAUCUACACACGAACAGGACUCUAGUGAGAUUCCUAGCGGUGUAGUUCAGGCUGCACAGUCUGAGGAAAUCGCCAAUCCCAAAGUCUGAUAGCAUACCAGUCGCCAAAGGAUAACAGUGAACUGUCAAGUUUGAAUAUUUAUUUCCUUAUGUCCAUGUUUCUAGUAUAAAGACUCGGUACACCAG
Molecule: messenger RNA, 1366 nt
Organism: Guillardia theta CCMP2712
Lineage: Eukaryota; Cryptophyceae; Pyrenomonadales; Geminigeraceae
Exons: 2
Coding region: 197-1270 (357 amino acids)
Source: RefSeq, a predicted model, not a curated record